Molecule: messenger RNA, 1671 nt
Organism: Lodderomyces margitis
Lineage: Eukaryota; Fungi; Ascomycota; Pichiomycetes; Serinales; Debaryomycetaceae
Exons: 1
Coding region: 1-1671 (556 amino acids)
Source: RefSeq, a predicted model, not a curated record
AUGCCACCAGCAAAGAUCCCUGGCUAUUAUUUUGACGAAUCUCGCGGGAGAUAUUUCAAGAUAACAAAUGGAGCUGUACCUGUUGAAAACGACGCGUCGCAAAAAUAUCACAACAAUUCAGUCCAAGCGGAGAAACGUAAUCAACACUUUGACAAAGUAGAGAAGCAGGAACAGAAAAAACACGAUAAAGAAAGUAAAAAAAGACGUCAUGGACAACAAGUGAUCAAUAAUCCUCGUGUGACUCCAUUUCCUCCCUCAGAUAAAGUUUAUCAGAGGCUACGAAGAGUUGAAUUUGAUCACUUGACCCUCCUCGGCUUGAAAACUGGCACUAUUGAUCUAAACAAAAUCUAUUUCAAGAAUGACUUGAUUGAUACCAUUCGAAAUGGUGCUAAGCUAGAGCAAAAUCAUAUCAUACCGCCACAAGGUACAAUUGCGGCAUACCACAAAGAUUACUUUAUCGUGGCUAUGACUAAAUAUGGAGACGAACAAGUGUUAAACAUGUCUGUAUUUACUUCUUCAGGGAAACUAUUUGUUCCCCCACAAUCUAUGUAUUGCAUUGUUGCCGACGGAUAUCAGAAUUUGACUAAAGUUGGGGCCGAUGAUCUCUUUGCAACUUACAAUCAGAAUCCGUUGCACACAAGGAUAUAUACUGGAUACAAUGAUACUAGGUCGGUGUCUUACAUUUUACAAAAUUAUGAAUUCUUUGGAGAGAAACAUUGUCCUGUGCUAAAAUUCCAUACUUUCAGUUCAAUCGACAAUUCUUUUGAAGAUUUAACAGUGCCCUUAAUGAGGUUUCUCAAAACUCAAUUUAGCAAAUGUCAUAAAAAAAUCGGCAAUAAUCUCAAUAAGAUGUUUGGAUUGGAUAGCUUUCAGUUUACUCAAUCUUCUUCAACUAGUAUUAAUGAAAUUAAUUCCGUAUUGAAAAGUGGUGCAAGCUACUUUCAAGUGCAGUCUCGUUUGGAUGCAUUUUUGAUAGCGCAUGAUGGUCCGAAACCCGAAUACAUUUAUAAGCCAGUUGAACGUAUGCUAACUAGCUCUAUGAUUGCGACCUGUGAUGUUGUGGAUAGCCAAAUUGUUGCUGUAACUUCAAGUGGUCAAAUUGUAUAUUUUGAAUAUAACCCUGACUUGAAGAAAUUUCAGGAGUUUAAACUAUUCACAACUCGGAUGUCUAUGGAGCAACCACUGGCUAAGUUGAAAGGAGACUUCAUAUACGUCAAGGUGGGAAAGGAGAUUUUGGCCAUCAAUUACAAAGAGAAACAAAUUGAGCGGCACACGUUUGAUAGCUUGCGCCAUUUUUUUAUCUUGUCGGCAUCCAAAUGGCUAAUUGUCAAUCACAAUCUAAUCCUGUAUUAUUAUCCCCGGACUAAAGAGUUUGAACAAGUUAUGUCUUACAAUCAUGGAAACGACACAUUUCAGCAAUUUCAACUAAUCAAUAAUCACUUAAUCUUCACCACAGGUUCAAGAUUCAAAGUAAUCAACUUGUCACGAGCCAUCAAAGAUCAAGUCGCGGUGUUAGAGGUGGAAUUUGAAACGCGCAUAUACGGACAUUUUAGAAAUUACAGAUUGCAUCGCAUAAUAGACAUGGGUGUACGGCAUGGUCGAACUCUUGUGGGAUUUCAGUUUGCCAAUCCUGGAAGAACUCAUACACGGUUUGAGUCGUAUUACAUCUAG